Molecule: messenger RNA, 1706 nt
Organism: Amaranthus tricolor (Joseph's coat)
Lineage: Eukaryota; Viridiplantae; Streptophyta; Magnoliopsida; Caryophyllales; Amaranthaceae
Product: GDSL esterase/lipase At1g29660-like
Exons: 7
Coding region: 483-1583 (366 amino acids)
Molecular function (GO): hydrolase activity, acting on ester bonds
Source: RefSeq, a predicted model, not a curated record
AUGCCCAAAAAUCUCCUCUCAAGAAAAGUCUAAAUAUGAAAAUGUACUUGGAAUUCCACUAAUGGCCUUCUACAACAACGUAACCUGAAACUCUUGUGCUACAUCUAAUGGGCUUUACCGAUUGAAAUGUACUUCCAUUGAUGAGUCCUGUUCCCAUGUGAAUAAAAUUAUUAAUUAUUUCUCAAAAAUUUCCCAGAAAUUUAAAAGGGAAAUUCUCUGUAUCAUUGUUUGUCCGAUUGUUAUUUAUCUUCAACAUUAUUUUAUGUGGAGAAAAAGGAAUACAAUCUUGGGCAUCCAAUACCCUCUUCUAUCUUAUAGAUAUCACUUCAAACCUGUACCAGCUAACAUAAGAUGAUUAAGCACAAUUGUGAGGUGAAUUUCGCCAAGAUGGUUGUAUCAAGGGAUAUGAAGGCUAGAACGAAUAUGCGAAAAAAUCUUGAUAUAUAAUUCUUGAAGUUAUAACAACAAUCUGCAAACUAAAGAUGAGAGGAAUAUUAGCAGUUAUUGUUGUGAUGAUAGUGUUGAUGGGAAUGGUAGAAUGUAAAAAAGAAGAAGCAAAGGUGGCAUGCUACUACAUCUUUGGAGACUCUUUGUCUGAUGCUGGUAACAAUAAUCAACUCAAUACCUUGGCUAAAGCUAAUUAUCCUCCUUAUGGUCUUGAUUUUCCUGGCGGAGUACCCACUGGAAGAUUCUCCAAUGGUCUUACUUUCGUCGAUAGAAUCACUGAACUAUUGGGGUUUAAGGAGUAUAUACCACCAUACAGCACAGCCAAAGGGAAACAAAUACUAAAGGGUGUAAAUUAUGCUUCUGGAGCUGCUGGAAUUCGAUCUGAAACUGGACAACAUUUGGGUGAAAGAAUAAGCAUGGAUGAACAGCUAAAGAACCAUGCAGUGACAAUAGCAAAAUUGCUGUGGUAUGCUCCAUUAACAGGACUUCUUAACCUGAAAAAAUGCCUAUACACCGUCAACAUGGGCAGUAACGAUUACAUCAACAACUACUUCAAUCCAGACCAUUACUCUUCUAGCUCCCUUUACACCCCUGAAGAGUAUGCUGAACUCCUUACCACUCAAUAUGCUGUCCAACUUAAGAAACUGUAUUAUCUAGGUGCCAGAAAAGUAGCUGUAUUUGGACUGGGACUUGUUGGGUGUAGUCUUGGUGAAAUUUACAGCUUCGGGACAAAUGGAUCAUUAUGCGUAGACAAGAUUAAUUAUGCUGUUCAGCUUUUCAAUGAGAAACUCAUUGGAGUAGUUGAUGAUCUCAAUUCCAAGCUUUCUGGAGCGCAAUUUACCUUCAUUGGCUCCGGUGGAAGUUCAGACACCGGUACGGCCGUAGUAAAUGCUCCUUGUUGCAAAGUAAGAGAAGACUUUCAGUGUGUAGAAUCCAACACAGUUUGUGAAGAUCGAAACAACUACAUUUUCUUUGAUGGUUAUCAUACCACUGAAUUGGUCAAUAUUUUGGCAGCUGAAACAGCAUACAGUGCUCCUAAUUCCAAUGCUGUUCAUCCCGUUGAUAUCAAGACUCUAAUUUCUACUAAUAAACACUUCAUUGCAAACCCUAGUUCCACUAGUGUUAGUAGUGAAUAAUUAUCAAUUUUCGUAUGUUUUUAUUGUACUAAUCGCUUGCUUCCAUGAAUAAUAAGUUAUUCUAUGUGGACAUGAUGCUAAAAGAAUUAUUAUUUUCCAUUAUUAUGAUUUUUCUAUGAGAUU